AUGGAUCCUCGCACCUCACAAGGCCCUCACAAGGCCCUCAUGGAUCCUCACAAGGCCUCACAGGCCCUCACAAGGCCCCUCACAGGCCCUCACAUGGAUCCUCAAAGGCCCUCACAAGGCCCACAUGGAUCCUCACAAGGCCCUCACAUGGAUCCUCACAUAGGCCUCACAAGGCCCCCACAAGGCCCCCCACAUGAUCCUCACAAGGCCCUCACAAAGCCUCACAAGGCCCCUGAGCCCUCACAAGGCCCUCACAAGGCCCUCACAUGGAUCCUCACAAGGCCCUCACAAGGCCCUCAAGGCCCCCGGCCCUCACAUAGAUUCUCACAGCCCUCACAUGGAUCCUCACAAACCUCACAAGGCCUCACAAGGCCUCACAUGGCCCCUCACAGGAUCCUACAAAGUCCUCACAAGGCCCUCACAAGGCCCUCACAUGGCCCUCACAUGGAUCCUCACAAGCCCUCACAGCCUCUACAAGGCCCUCACAUGGAUCCUCACAAGGCCUCACAUAGAUCCUCACAAGGCCUCACAUGGAUCCUCACAAGGCCCCCACAGCCUCACAAGGCCCUCACAAGCCCUCACAUGGAUCCUCACAAGGCCUCACAAGGCCCUCAAAGCGCCCUCAGGCCCCUCACAUAG
Messenger RNA from Homarus americanus (American lobster), 639 nucleotides. Its product is annotated as proline-rich protein 2-like. NCBI's taxonomy places the organism in Eukaryota, Metazoa, Arthropoda, Malacostraca, Decapoda, Nephropidae. The record is from RefSeq and is a predicted model, not a curated record. Bases 1 to 639 code for a protein of 212 amino acids. The transcript has a single exon.